AUGGCUAACAAUCGGUGGCCGUCGAAGCUAUCGAAGUUAUCAGUCCGAGCAAAACAAACGAAUCUCUACCGCGUGAUUCUAAUCUCACUACUCUGUGUCGCCGCCUACUCUUUCGGAGUAUGGCAACAUUCCGGCGGAGGAAUCUCACGCGCUUCCCUCACUUCCUUGCCCUGCACCUUUCCUCAACAGACCACACCGACCCUCACCUUCGCUUCCCGUCACACAUCACCUGAAGCUCCUCCGUCGAAUACGACGGUGCGUGUGGUAAACAUCCCGUCGUGCGGCGUCGAAUUAUCGGAGUAUACACCGUGCGAGUCCGUGAAUCGGUCUUUAGAAUUCCCAAGAGAGAGGUUGAUAUACAGAGAGCGACACUGUCCGAAAAGAAACGAGAUACUCCGGUGCCGGAUUCCAGCGCCGUACGGUUACUCGGUACCUUUCAGGUGGCCGAAGAGUCGUGACGUGGCGUGGUUCGCUAACGUGCCCCACACGGAACUAACGGUGGAGAAGAAGAAUCAGAACUGGGUGAGGUACGAGAAGGAUAGGUUUUUAUUUCCCGGUGGUGGUACGAUGUUUCCACGUGGAGCUGAUGCUUACAUCGACGAUAUCGGACGGUUGAUAAAUCUCAAAGAUGGAUCAAUUCGGACAGCCAUUGAUACUGGAUGUGGGGUAGCGAGUUUUGGGGCGUAUCUAAUGUCGAGGAACAUAGUAACGAUGUCAUUCGCGCCAAGAGACACACACGAAGCUCAGGUUCAGUUCGCACUUGAGAGAGGAGUCCCUGCGAUCAUCGGAGUCUUAGCUUCCAUUAGGCUCCCAUUCCCGGCGAGAGCCUUCGACAUUGCUCAUUGCUCUCGAUGUCUCAUCCCCUGGGGCCAAUACAACGGGACGUAUCUGAUAGAGGUGGACAGGGUACUGAGACCGGGCGGGUAUUGGAUUCUGUCCGGACCGCCGAUUAACUGGCAGAGACAUUGGAAAGGUUGGGAGAGAACCAGAGACGAUCUCAACUCGGAGCAGAAUCAGAUCGAGAAGGUCGCUAGGAGCUUGUGCUGGAAGAAAUUGGUGCAGAGAGAAGACCUUGCCGUAUGGCAGAAACCCACCAACCAUAUUCACUGUAAACGCAAUCGGAUUGCUCUAAGACGCCCUCCCUUCUGCCACCGGGCACAACCCGACCAAGCCUGGUACACUAAGCUCGAGGAGUGUUUGACGCCAUUACCUGAAGUUACAGGAUCCGAGAUCAAAGAAGUAGCGGGUGGAAAGUUGGCGAGAUGGCCCGAGAGAUUGAACGCUGUUCCUCCGAGGAUCAAGAAUGAGAGCUUGCAAGGGAUCACUGAGGAUGAUUUCUUCGGCAACACAGAGACAUGGAAGAGAAGAGUGUCUUACUACAAGAGGUUCGACCAGCAGCUAGCUGAGACGGGAAGAUACAGAAACAUACUUGACAUGAACGCUUAUCUUGGGGGUUUUGCUGCAGCCUUAGUCGAUGAUCCUGUCUGGGUCAUGAACGUUGUCCCCGUGGAGGCUACUUACAACACCCUUGGAGUCAUCUACGAGCGAGGGUUGAUCGGAACUUAUCAAAACUGGUGUGAAGCGAUGUCAACUUACCCAAGGACGUACGAUUUGGUCCAUGCCGAUUCGGUGUUCAGUAUGUACAAAGGCAGAUGUGACAUGGAAGAUAUCCUGUUAGAAAUGGACAGGAUUCUAAGACCAAAGGGAGGCGUGAUCAUCAGAGACGACAUUGAUGUGUUAACCAAAGUAAAGAAGAUAACAGACGCAAUGCAAUGGCAAGGGAGAAUAGGAGAUCAUGAGAACGGACCUCUUGAAAGGGAGAAGAUUUUGUUUCUUGUCAAGGACUACUGGACCGCGCCUGCGCCUGACCAGGCAACCUGGAGAUAG
Molecule: messenger RNA, 1887 nt
Organism: Thlaspi arvense
Lineage: Eukaryota; Viridiplantae; Streptophyta; Magnoliopsida; Brassicales; Brassicaceae
Source: the annotation of a GenBank genome assembly